Messenger RNA from Spirodela intermedia, 5693 nucleotides. The record is from the annotation of a GenBank genome assembly. NCBI's taxonomy places the organism in Eukaryota, Viridiplantae, Streptophyta, Magnoliopsida, Alismatales, Araceae.
AUGAAGGACCUGCCGAGGCUGGGCCACCUCUUCGUCUGCGUCUUUCUCUACCACUUCUCCGCAUUCAUGGUCCUCCCGGCCAUCACCGACGUCACAAUGGCCGCCCUCUGCCCCGGCAGAGACGAGUGUGGCCUCGCCAUUUACCUCAGCGGCUUCCAACAGGCCGUAAGUCUCUCUCUCUCUCUAUCCCUUCCUCGUUCUGUAACUCUGCUCAUCGUCUUCUUCGUUCUGCGUCCAUGUUCUUCAUCUACUCCGCCCUUUCUCCCGCAAAGGUGCAGCUUAUCUGAGGACGCCCCAUUUAGAGCAUAGUUUAUGAUAUAUUUUAACGAGAAAUUGGAACGGGAGGGAUCGCUAGAAACUCUUCGCUUCCACGUAAAGAUGAUCGCUUCGCUUCCAUCGGAAGAAGCCUCGUGCUCCUUCCUCCCUGACGAAACACGCGACGGAUCGAACGAGCGCGGGGGUAUUCUGUAGAUUCUCUCUCAUGAGGUUUCUCCCUUCCUCUCCUUCCGCAGAUCACAGGGAUGGGAACCCUCCUGUUGACCCCCCUCGUCGGCAACCUCUCCGACCGCUACGGCAGGAAGGCGCUGCUCACUGUCCCGAUGUCCGUCGCUGUCAUUCCCCUCGGUAAGUACACUCUCUCUCUCUCUCUCUCUCUCUCUCUCUAACUUCCUCUGGGGUGAGAAGAAGGGAGAAGAACACGUUUGGAAGGUGAACACGUUUGGAACGUAUGAGAGAGGUUUUACAAGCACCUUCUUUAGAGGUGGGCGGAGGGAAGAUGGUGAAGGAGGCUUCGGGUUCACAGUACGGAGCAGCCUUACUACCGGAUGUGUGUGUAUGAAAGAGAGAGAGAUAGAUAGGUAUACACAGAGAGAGAGAGAGAGAGCGAGGGUGGCUUUCGCUACCUAGCGGAGGAAGUUUCUGGUUCACUGGGACAAGGAAGAGCGAUGUCGGCGAAUCGUAAGAGAGGGAGGGGACCACGGGCUUUUUCUCAGGGAUAGUUUAACUGGAGACUCAAGAGAAGGUUUAUAUACAAUAAAACAUCUUUGAACUAUUCAUGUAUAAAAUUCCAUCUUGAUAAGUAAUUUAAUGUUUUACCCUUUUUCAUUGCUUGACAUCCCCUUUAAAAUAAUUCUCGUUGUCAUCCUCGUUUUGCAAUUCAAUUUCAGCAUAUGCGCUAAUGCUCAACUUACCUUCAUUAUGUCAUGUUAAAAUCACUUUAUAAUUUCUUAGAAGAAAAUAAUCGCCAUGAGUUCAAUUUUUCCUAGCUAAAUUAUUUCAUUAUCUACAAUGCUUUCUUCUUUAUCAUGGUAUCUCCUAAAACUUAGGAGAUAUGAUAGAGAUAUUUGAUUUUGGGCACUUUGACUUACCCUUGAGAAAAUUGUUCAUUCUAUAAGCUCAACCCAUUAGUCCUCAUCAACAAGUAAGCCAUCAUAUAGAAACCCAAUCAAUUGUUUCAAUUUUAAUAUUUUGAGUAGGCCAAUGAAUUGAUUUUUUAAAUUAUUAAUUAUUAAUAUUUUAGGGUAAAUAUUCUUAUUCAACUAUAGCAGAUUGAUUGUCAUCAGAUAAAAUAUCCAUUUUAGUGGUGGAUAAUAUUUUUUAAUAAAUAAAUAAUUUAAUAUUUAAAAAUAUUUUAUAAAAUAUAUAUAGGAAAUCAAAAUAGAAUUUUAUAUUUUUUACCAUGAUUAUUUUUUCUGUAAAUGUAUCGUAAUGUGUGUCUGGUAAUACAUUUAUGUUUUAAUUAUUGAUAGGACCUUAACUUGAUAGAAAGAAGAAAUCUCAGAAAAAUUUGUAAAUAAAUUUCAUCAUGGACCUAAAUAAACAUGUUUUCUCCAUUAUUUUAUCCAGUACAUAUUGAAAAUCAUGUUAGAUUUUUAUUUAUUUUAUAGAACCACUUUUGUGUGAAUAAUCGCCGACCUUGUCAUUUAAGUUAACAUCACCACUUGGCUACUCCAUUACCACGUCAAUUUCUAGGAUUUUUUGUUUUUAUUCAUCCUCAAAUGGUUGACUUAUUGGUGAAUACAAGUGUAGUAUUUAUUAUUUUCAAAUUUUUAUUUUACUGUAAUUUUUGAAUUAGGGUUUAAGUUAAUAAUUUAUUAUAGGGUUAUACGUGCUAUUAUUUCCUGGAAGAGGGAUUAAAUAAAGCACUUGGUUAAGGAAUGACUUUAUUAAAAUUAAAAUAGUCUCGAAGAAAAGGGAGUUUCUCCGAACACCAAGAUUUCUGACGUUCCCCGAUGGGUUGGUUCUCUCAGGCGUGCUGGCGUACAGCCGGAAGAAGACCUUCUUCUAUGUCUACUACGCCGUCAGGAUCGUCGCCGGCAUGUUCUGCGAGGGCAGCAUGCAGUGCCUGCCCAUUGCCUACGUGGUGAGUCCCUCCUCCCUCCGGCCUAUUCUCAAAUGCAGCCCAUCACCCUCAUUUAUCUUGUCGAUCUCUCGAUGGUCAUGAACCAAAAACUUGCAGGCGGAUGUGGUCGGUGAGCGGCAGCGUGCAUCCGCCAUCGGCGCGCUUUAUGGCGUAUCCAUGGCCGGAUUUGUUUCUGGCACUCUGAGCUCUCGUUUCCUCUCCACUACGCUCACUUUCCGGGUUUGUGCUUGAUUCCUCGUUGUCUUCCCCGUCCCUCAUCCUCCUUUCUCUUCUCCACUCCUCCCCCCCCUUCUCAUUGGCGGCCUUCCAAAUGUCCUCGGUGUCGUGUGAUCUUCUCCAGGUGUCCGCUUCCGUGGCAGUGGCCGCCGUGGUUUACAUGAGGGUGUUCCUGACGGAGUUCGAUAAGGCUAGAAGCGACGACAUCGAUGCGGAUUCCUCGCGGUCGAUCUUGGGGGCUAAGAUUUCUGAGCCUGAUGUUCAUGGAGAGACACCGUUGCUAUCCUUUACCAAGACUCCUUCAGUGUGGGACAUGAUCCACUUACUGCGGAGCAGGUAAGUUUCUGUUUUUCGUUCCCUGAAGUUAUGAUUUUCGCAUUUCUACAUGGGUGAGGAAUUCUUGCUCUUAUUUUAGUAAAUGGUGAGCUUAUAAACUAUGCAGCACGACGGUUUCAAGAGCGGCAAUUCUUGCAUUUUUGAGCAGCCUUGGUGAUGGAGGUCUACAUGCUUCUUUGAUGGUACCUUCCUGAUGCUAUAGAUAAGAAACCACACACUGGAAUUUAUACCCAGAGUACAAAUGUGAAAUACAUGCAUUAUAUUACUGUUGUGUGAGAUAUUUUCUAACCACUUAGUUAUCCUAGAAGACGAAAAAGAAGGAAUUUUUUUUUCUUUUAAAGACUUUCGGUUGCCUUCAAAAAACCCGCAUUAACCGAUGAUGAAAUUACAGGAUGUGCUCUAAGCCUUUCUUCAGUGGAUGUUUCAGGUUGUUUGGGAAAAUUUACUUCAUAGGAAAGCUCGUGUAUUUCUCCGAAUUAACCUUUUAUUUAUUAUUUUCUCCCAUUUAAUAUCUCUUACAUUCAUUGCAUGGGGUAAAUACCUAGUAAGUAACCUAAUAACAUAGGGGAGUUAAUAAAGUGGAUCAUUAGUAGAUACAGAUUUAUAGGAUGAAUGCUUCUAUUUUCCCUGCGUCUAGAGCUGUUAUCCGUUUCGUAUGUCUGCCUGCCCUUAAAAUCCUGUCAGUCCUGAUCAGUUAUUUCCAUCUUUUAAUAUGAGCAGUACUAUCUAAAAGCACGGUUUCACUUCAACAAAGACCAGUUUGCUGAUCUACUAUUGAUUGCCGGGACUGCUGGAGCUGUAUCUCAGGUACGCUCACAGUACUGUACUCUAUCAUCCAUGGCCUUGAAAUUAUUUUGUGGCUUCCUAUUUCAUCAGGAGUUUGUUUCAUAUUUUUUUCAUUUAUCGGUGUACAUUGAAUGAAAAAUAAUGAUACAAAUAAAUGUCUAUCAGCCUACGUUAAUCUAGCAUUAUGAACCCUUUUUUUCAUCUAUUUCUAGCAGAUUUUGUGCCCUCUUGUCUAAGAUUCAAUGUGUUCUGCAGUUGCUUCUAAUGCCCAUACUAGGGCCUUCUGUGGGAGAGGAGAAGCUGCUUAGCAUUGGGCUCUUUGCAAGUUGUACUCAUGUAAUCUUCUUCUCCGUUAUCUACCCUUUGAUAUUCUGUUACAUUGCAUUAUUUCUUGUUGAGGGUCUUGGAAGAAAUAAAAACUGGUGGGACUGAUAUGAUGUUCUGUGGAUGCAGAUAUUUCUAUACAGCAUAGCUUGGGCCUCUUGGGUAGUUCUCUCAGCCUUCACAGCCAAUGUUUUCCAUGUCAUCAUAGAGUACCUCUUUUCCAUGCAUCUGCUCAUGAUUUUUUUUUCAUAUAAACUUUCCGGCUUUAUUUGAUUGCUAAUUUCUUUACAUUGUUCCAUGUUGUCAAAUGCCUCCUAGAAUACGUCUCUCUUAUUACAAUUUGCUUCAUUUAGGAACCCGAUCUAUGCAAAAAUUUGAUCCUUCUUUUAGUGAUGAACCGAAUUUGGCAUGCCACUCCCGUUUUUUCAAAUAAGUAUACAACUUUUUUUGACGUGGAAAAAUGGAAACAUACAGUAGCUAAGUGCACAAUCCAGUUUGCCUUGUUCUUGUCCGAAGCGGAUGGUUUUGCUAAAGCAUGGAUUAGAUCUGGGGAAGUGACUAUUAGCCCGUGUUUCUGUUGAUAAAAAGAUCAUAGAUGUCUUCUGGGAUAUUUUGUUAACCUUGUAAGCAUUAUUGAAUAGUGGAAGGAUGUUCUGACCUAUCCAGUGGAUGGGCAGAGAUGACCAACCGUCAAACUUCCCUUAAAUGCCAAAUAAAAAUUAAUUAUAGGUAUUUGCCAACCUUACUCUUCUAUGUAGGAUUGUAUCCGAUGCCUUCCUUCAUUUUUCAGUCCUUGAAGAUGUCUGCACAUAACCUGAAUUUUUUAAUAUCCUUGAAGCACUUCUUCGAUACGGAUUAUCAUUCAAGAACGGGGACGUACUUAUAGAUUCAUAAUACUCCCGAAUAUCAAUCCUUUUCGAACCAUUACUUGGAAGUCAUCCUUUUUAAUUGGCUCCAUCUGCAUAGUGACAUCUCCUUGUCUGACAGCAAUUUAUUCAACUAACUUUGCCCAUGAGCAGGUCCCCUACAUGGCUUCUAUGUUCGUAGUCAUGAGUAUCUUCAGCCAACCCUGUGUAAGUUUCACAUCUGUACAUCAGCCAGAGACCCGAACAUUACUUAGCCAAGCCUGAAACAUAUUCUUUUGUAGAUAAGAAGCAUCGUAUCAAAGAAGGUUGGAUGUGACGAGCAGGUAUUGCUGCUCUUGACUUGUGAUCUGUUGAGAUAAAUACUCUCCCCUGAUUAUUCCUUCACAAAUUCUCGCAACCACAGGGAAUGGCCCAAGGCUGCAUCUCAGGCAUACACUCCUUUGCCAACAUCCUCUCUCCAUUGGCCUUCACUCCUCUAACAGGUAUCAGGGCGGAAGGCACCGAAUAAACCCAUUUUAUUACUCGGAAUUUUCCAGAAGUUAAUGCCUGUUUUUAUAUGUUGCCCAGCUCUUUUCCUGUCGGAAAAUGCGCCCUUUUAUUUCCCUGGAUUCAGCCUGAUGUGUGUAGGAUUCGUCUCGGUAAGCCAUAAUCUCCUCCAAUUUGAGGUCUUCUGCAUUGAAAACCCUGGUUUGACCGAUAUUCACUAUCCCACCCAGAUGAUCGCCUUCAUUCAGAGCAUUGUGAUGGUGAGGCCUGAUUCACAAGAUCGCACAGCCAGAUUCGGCAGCGGCAUACGACACUAG